Messenger RNA from Pogoniulus pusillus (Red-fronted tinkerbird), 2247 nucleotides. It is a transcript of the gene EMP1, whose product is annotated as epithelial membrane protein 1. The transcript is spliced from 5 exons. NCBI's taxonomy places the organism in Eukaryota, Metazoa, Chordata, Aves, Piciformes, Lybiidae. The coding region runs from base 188 to 673 and encodes 161 amino acids. The record is from RefSeq and is a predicted model, not a curated record. Gene Ontology annotation, cellular component: plasma membrane.
AGACACCACCCUCCCGCACCCCCGGAGGAAACUUAAACCACCACCAGGUCACUCCCCUUCACUACAGCGCUGCGCUCCGGGACAUCAGCACUGCAGCCCAGCAGGCUCUUGCUCCCACAGGUGCCAGGACCAGCCUCAGUCCACACGAGCUCUCCGUGUCAGUGACACGACCUAGAAGAGAUCCAAGAUGUUGGUGCUCCUGGCUGGCAUCUUUGUGGUUCACAUUGCCACUGUCAUCAUGCUCUUUGUCUCCACCAUUGCCAACGUUUGGAUGGUGGGUUCUUCCACUAUGGGAACGGUCUCAUCAGGACUCUGGCUACUGUGCAACACGACCUGCACAGCGCUGCCAGUCAGCAGCGAUGAUGAGACUUCCCUCAGAGCCACGCAAGCCUUUAUGAUCCUCUCAAUCAUUUUCUCCGUCGUUGCGCUUGCCAUGUUCGUUGUCCAGCUCUUUACCCUGGAGAAAGGCAAACGUUUCUACAUCACUGGAGCCAUCAUGUUGGUUUGCUGGCUGUGCAUUCUGAUUGGAGUCUCCAUUUACACAGCUCGCUUCACAGGCAUGAUGAGUGUCUUGGAACGUCCUCACCAUGGCUACUGCUUCAUAUUGGCUUGGAUCUGUUUUUGCUUCAGUUUCAUCACUGGCAUCCUCUAUCUUGUUCUUAGGAAAAAAUAAGGCUGGUGGGAGGCCAGGGGAGAGGGUUGGUUACUGGGAAUGGGGAAGAAUUGCUCUGCUGAGAGAACUGUUGGGCCAAUAGACAGAAAUGGCCACAAAAAUGACCACUGCCACCACCACCACCACAGAAAAAUCACUAACAAAGCUAGAAACUUCAGAAUGUCCUUCACCAAAAAGAGGGAGGAACAGCUCCAGUUUUAGCACUCUUGGGGCUGCUGCACCAGAGAUCUGCAAGUGACCCAGACAGCUCUUCUCCUUUUCUGCAAAGGCAUGUCAUAUCCUCACAAAGCUUCAAGCUCAGAAGUGAUGAUUGAAGAGCACUACACAAACAAGGGCUACACCUUUUUCCCUUCCUACAGCCCUUCUCAUUUACUUUUUGGUGUGCCUUGUGGCUUGGGCAGUGAGGCUUAUGACCCUUUUUUAUUUGUCUUUCGAAACAUAUGGGAUGGGUCUUUUUUGUUACAUUUUAUAUAUUAUAUAUAUAUAUAUGCACAUAUGUGAAAGUUAAAGACAUUAAAUUGAGAUGCAAUCCACUAGAAAUCAGACUACAUUCAUAGUAAAAUGUCUCCAGAAAUAAGGCAGCAAUAUUUUUGGCUGUUCUGUUUACUAUUUGAUAUUCCCAUAACUGAACCAGAGGCAUGUAAGAAGGGCACAUCCACAGGUGUGGAUGAUAGACAGGGACAGAAAGAGAGAGAGAGAAGUAUGGAGAUAAAGAUACACAGGGUCUCCUAAUUACAGAGGAUGGAGUUGCUCAAUGAUGCAUAAGUAGGGAGAGGAAUCACCUGAGUGCAUGUCUAAUGCUGAAAUCUUCUGUUCAGCUCCAGAACAUGGUAACAGCCCUGCAACGUGGCAGAUCUUUACUGAGACAGGUCCUUAUCUGUAGGCAGGGUGUUCUCCCCACAUUGUCAUCCAAUGCAUAGUAUUGAUUGAACCUUUUGACACAUCUCAUCUCUAAAGGAGGUGAUACUAGCGUGCAGGGGAACUGCACUCUGCAAUGAGAGUUUGGAAGAGAUGAGGCAGAGCUUUUGAGUUCUGCUCGUUGGGGCUGCACGACCUUAGGCCAGUCAUUUAACCUGGUGCUUUUCCAUCUGCCAAAUCCUUCCACAAAACUAUACCUACCUCCCAGGGUUGCUGAGACAUUUGGAGUCCACUCUGUAAUACGAGGUCCCCAUGUGAAAGGCUGGCAUGGGAAAGUAGGGCACUGACACUGCUGCAACCCACAAAUUUGUCAGCUCAAUGAAUCUCAGUCACUAGUGGCAUUUGUAAGGGACAAAAGGUCAACACUUCUUGUGAUUCCAUCCACAACUGAAGGGCAGAGUAUGAAAAAGAAACCAGCCCAAGAUUCAGGUGCAGAUUGUGCAUGGAUGCUAUUUACACCUCUCUCUCUCUCUUUCUUUUCUGUUACAUUUUCUUCUUUUGUAGACCUUCUAAAUUGGGUGGAUCUAUUCUAGUACUGUAUGUUGCUGUUUCAUUAACAAAGGUUAUUUCAUAUAUAGUCCUUGUAAAUAUUUUGAAAUGCAUAUUUUUAACUUCAACUGUAGAAAAGAAUAAAACCUAAUUCCCUUUAUUAGAAA